GUUGCUUUGUCGUAGUAGAAACUGCUAGAAACUUGUCAAAGUGAACACCAGAGUCUCAUAUGAAUACGGAACUUAAAAGCUGAAGGGGUUUAAUCGUCUCUUCGACGCUUUACAGACACGUUUUAGUCAAAGAGCGACUAUGUCAGGUCAGUUUUCCUCGUUUUACUUUUGUUAGCUGCUAAAACACGUUCCGCUUUACCAUGUUGUCCUGAGGAUGGACUGCACUGACAGCAAGGAUGACGUUUCUCUCAACUGUUUUCAUGCUAAAGUAACGUUAAAGUCUCGUUUAUAACUGUAUUUGUUUUGUAAGUCUCAAACCAAUUAAAGUAGCUUGUUGUUGGAGGUGUUUCGGGGUUAAAAAGCAACGAACGGAAAGACUGUGGGCAGUUAAUACCGCCGUUUAAUGCUUCCGUUGAAGUUGAGUUCAAGGUCCAGCUCCGAGUAACGUGCAUUACAUUUAACUAUCAAAAUGUCAGAGUCUACUGACAGUCGCACCAAGACGUUGAACUUCAACAUUGGGGUGCUCGGACAUGUCGACAGCGGGAAGACGUCGCUCGCCAGGGCGCUGAGCAGCACCGCCUCCACCGCUGCCUUCGACAAGAACCCGCAGUCCCGUGAGAGAGGCAUCACGCUGGACCUCGGCUUCUCCUCCUUCACGGUGGAUCUUCCGGAUCAUCUGCGGGACAGUGGAGGCCAGCAGCAGUAUGACAACUUGCAGUUCACCCUGGUGGAUUGUCCGGGACAUGCCUCUCUUAUUCGGACUAUCAUCGGGGGUGCCCAAAUCAUUGACCUGAUGAUGCUGGUGGUGGAUGUGGUGAAGGGGGUGCAGACUCAAACUGCAGAGUGUCUGCUGAUAGGAGAGCUGACCUGCCCUCGCAUGGUGGUCGUCCUGAACAAAACUGACCUACUGCCGCCCAACAAGAGACAGAGUGCCAUUGAGAAAAUGACCAAGAGGCUGCACAAAACUCUGGAGAACACCAGAUUUAAGGAAUGUCCAGUGAUUGCUGUGGCAGCGAAGCCUGGGGGCCCGGAGGCUCCUGACACAGAGGAGCCACAUGGAGUGCCAGAGUUAAUAGAGCUUUUGAAGAAACAGACGUACCUCCCUCAGAGAGACCCCGCAGGUGACCUCCUGAUGGCUGUGGACCAUUGCUUCUCCAUCCGCGGUCAGGGAACAGUUAUGACUGGAACCAUCCUGCAGGGGUCGCUGGCCAUCAAUGACACUGUGGAAAUCCCUGCGCUUAAGGUGACCAAGAAGAUAAAGUCGGUGCAGAUGUUUCGGAAGCCAGUGUCCGGGGCCAUGCAGGGGGAUCGUGUGGGUGUGUGCGUGACACAAUUUGACCCCAAACUGUUAGAGCGGGGUGUGGUGUGCACCCCAGGGUCCCUGCGCACCCUCUAUGCAGCUGUCAUCUCUGUGAGGAAGAUAGGCUACUUCAAGGGCUCUCUUGCCACCCGAGCCAAGUUCCACAUCACUGUUGGUCAUGAGACGGUCAUGGCGAGGGUUACCUUCUUUGGCCUGCCACCUGUGGGUGCCUCAGAGCUCCCCUCAGACGCUAAACCACCUCCAUCACAGCCCUGCUCGCUGGACACACCCUUCACCUUCGAGAGGGAGUACUUCUACCAGGAUGAAUAUGUCACUGGUCAGGGGGAGGCGAAUCCAGGACCUGACCCAGAGCAGUGGGCCUUGUUGGAGUUUGAGCGACCAGUCACGUGCCCCUCACUCUGCCUGGUGAUUGGUUCCAAGCUGGACACAGACAUCCACGCCAAUGCAUGCCGGUUGGCCUUUCAAGGCCGUCUGCUCCAGGGAUUUGAAGAUAAAAGCUAUGCUGAGACCGCCCUGCCUCGCCUGCGCAUCUACAAGACAAAACACAAGGAGGGACAGGUGGAGAGGGUGACGGACGACUACACUGUGAUUGGCCGCAACCUGUUCAAGAAGGAGACCAACCUCCAGCUCUUUGUGGGGUUGAAGGUCACACUGUCGACAGGCGAGACUGGCGUUAUCGAGGGUGGGUUUGGACAGAGCGGGAAGUUCAAGAUCCGAGUACAAGAGGGUCUCAGCUCAGAAACCAAGCAGUUGUUAUCCUCCACCUCUAAGAAGAAAGGGAAGGGUGGAGGCAAAGGUGGACCAGCAAAUGAAGAGGAGCCCAAAACUGAUUCUCAGCCUGUUGGCAUUCACUUGCAUUUCAAGCGGUAUGUCUUUGAUCCCCAUAAAAAGAUGGUUCAGUCUUGACAUUAGUUGCUCACCCUUCAGCCUGACAGUGUGUCACAGCGCUUCAGAAAGGCAGAGGGCAGCUUCAGAGGUUGUGCUGAGGUGAGGGGAAUACUAGCCUCUGUAUCAGGGCUCUGAUCGUUCUCUUCUAUCAGCCACUGAUGGAGACAGUCUGCUGCAAUGCAAUGACUGUGGAAUGCUGAACGCAUGUGAAACACUGAUUGUUUUUAUCUCCCUUUAUGGAGAUGGACUUAAUCCAGUUUGCUACAUCACAAGGGCGGAGUACGCUCUUCUGUUCCUGAUGCAUUUGAGUUGUCUUAAAAAAUCAGUACUUUUGUUCUUAUUCGUCAGUCUGAACCAAUUCUUUUGACUUGCAGCAAACUUUUUUUCCAAGUAUGUUUCUAAUUCAGUGGAGCCUUGAUUGGCGUACACACAUCAGCUAGCAUUAGGGCUGCAUGAUAUCUGGAAAAUAUGCAAUAUGCAUAUUAAAUGUGCAUAAACUUUGAAAACUACUUGUGAUAAAUAAACAGAUAUUAAAGUGUAUUCAGUGUUCUGCAGCUUUCAGUAUACUUCUAAAAUACAAUUGCUUGUUGAAUUAAAAAAAAGAAAGGAAAUUAUUCCCAACAAUCUUUUAUUUAAGAUAUACUAUGCAGCAUUUUCCUUAAAAAUAAAAAAUGUGUAGACUCAUACAGAAGUAAUUCCUCUAAAUCAUCAUUUAUGACCCACUAGAGGUGUUUGAGUCUGUAUUUUCUUAUUUUCUUCUUAAUUUCUGUGUUUGGGAGUGAAUCUGGGGUUGGCUUUUACUUUAACUUUUUCUGGUGAGCAUGUUUACAAACCAUAACCAACAAUCCUGGAUAGUUUAUCUUUAAAACAAAUUGAACUAAACACAAAAGCCACCAAUAAAAAAGGAAUGAAUUACAUUUUAAAGUGCAGUUUUCUACUCGAAAAAUCCCUGAGUGCCAUAUCACAGUUUUUUUGUGAUGUGUUUACAGCUCAAGCUGACAUCACAGUGAUCGAUUAAAAAAAAAAAAAUAAGAAAAGAAAUAUAAUAUAUUGUGCAGCCCGAGCUACUGUAGCAUUACAGCGUUACUGACCUCAAAGAUUUCAACAGAUCUCUGUACUCACUGUCUGCGUUUUGCUCUAUUGCUGGGCUAAAGGUCAUGUUAUAUUUCAGGUUUCACUGGCUGUUGUGUGAUUUCCAAAUUAUUUGUCCAUAUUUCAAUAUUUUUCUUUUUCAUAUAACUGUACUUUAAUUGCAGUUUGUAGAGCUGCAAUUCACCAAGAAUAGCAAGUACCCCAGAGGUUGCUUAAGUUGAAUUGAAAGUGGAUCUUUUCAAAAAGACAAAUAAAGCAAUCCUUCUCUGAAA
Messenger RNA from Epinephelus lanceolatus (giant grouper), 3573 nucleotides. NCBI's taxonomy places the organism in Eukaryota, Metazoa, Chordata, Actinopteri, Perciformes, Serranidae. The record is from RefSeq and is a predicted model, not a curated record.